CAAUGGCAAAGAAGCAGUAGACCUCUUGCGUCUGUAAGCCCUUUCCUGUCCCCACUUCUCCAUUAUCUCUGAUUACCUCAUCAGUUACAGACACGAUGAUGGCCUUCCCCAUUGUGUCCUGGGUGUUCCUCUCCUGCCUGAUGUUCCUGUGUCACACCCAAGGUGAUGAGUCCCAGAAGGAACAGUCCUCCCCACGGAUCAACUGUCCUACAGGCUCCAAGCUUUAUGCUUCACAUUGCUAUGCUUUGUUUCUGACACCAAAAUCCUGGAUGGAGGCAGAGCUGAACUGUCAGAAGCAGCCCUCAGGACACCUGGUAUCUGUGCUCAAUGGGUUUGAGGCCACCUUUGUGGCCACCCUGAUAAAGAGCAGUGCCAACAGUUACAGUUACUUCUGGAUGGGACUGCAUGACAACUCAGAGGGUCAAGAAUCCAAUUUAUCUGGAUGGAAAUGGAGUAAUAAUGAUUUUACAAAUUACAAUGCUUGGGAAAAAACUCCUCCCACCACUUCAAACUCCUUCUGUGGGACCUUAACACGAAACUCAGGAUUUAAGAAGUGGAAAGAUUAUAACUGUGAUUCAGCAUUACCCUAUGUCUGCAAGUUCAAAAGCUAAGUCACAUGGGAAGUCCACAGGCUGAGUUUGGGCCAAGAGACCUAGUAAAAGGAAAGAAACUCUGAAGACUUCUCAUUCGAAGGAAUGUCUCCUCCACAUGACCAAACCUAACCACCUGAUCUGGACAUACUCUUUCCCCACCUCAUGUAAUCAUGUAUACUCCAUGACCUGAGUUU
Erinaceus europaeus (western European hedgehog) is the source of this 787-nucleotide messenger RNA. Its product is annotated as regenerating islet-derived protein 3-gamma-like. Gene Ontology annotation, biological process: response to peptide hormone; venom-mediated disruption of cell wall in another organism; positive regulation of cell population proliferation. The record is from RefSeq and is a predicted model, not a curated record. The transcript is spliced from 5 exons. Gene Ontology annotation, molecular function: peptidoglycan binding; signaling receptor activity; oligosaccharide binding. NCBI's taxonomy places the organism in Eukaryota, Metazoa, Chordata, Mammalia, Eulipotyphla, Erinaceidae. Bases 96 to 611 code for a protein of 171 amino acids.